This is a messenger RNA of Melanotaenia boesemani (Boeseman's rainbowfish), 1727 nucleotides long. RefSeq names its product glucose-induced degradation protein 8-B homolog. Gene Ontology annotation, molecular function: protein binding. Gene Ontology annotation, biological process: proteasome-mediated ubiquitin-dependent protein catabolic process; positive regulation of canonical Wnt signaling pathway. Gene Ontology annotation, cellular component: cytoplasm; nucleus. The record is from RefSeq and is a predicted model, not a curated record. The coding region runs from base 103 to 789 and encodes 228 amino acids. The transcript is spliced from 5 exons. Lineage: Eukaryota; Metazoa; Chordata; Actinopteri; Atheriniformes; Melanotaeniidae.
CGGAAACAGGCAAGAGUAAAAAGAAGAAGAAUAGGCUCACCUUCCGCUGGCUAGCUAGCUACUACUGGGAAGUAGCGACAAAAUUUUGAGGACGUUGUCAUAAUGAGUUAUGCAGAGAAACCGGAGGAUGUUACUAGGGAAGAGUGGAUGGAUAAGCUCAACAAUGUUCAUAUUCAGAGAGCUGACAUGAACAGGCUUAUCAUGAACUACCUGGUUACAGAGGGUUUUAAGGAAGCAGCUGAGAAGUUCAAGAUGGAGUCUGGAAUAGAGCCCACUGUCGACUUGAACUCCUUAGAUGAAAGGAUUAAGAUCCGAGAGAUGAUAUUGAAGGGGCAGAUCCAGGAUGCCAUUGCAUUAAUCAACAGUCUGCACCCAGAACUGCUGGAUACAAACCGUUACCUCUACUUUCACCUACAGCAGCAGCAUCUUAUUGAGUUGAUUCGUUUGCGAGAGACCGAAGCUGCUCUUGAAUUUGCCCAAUCUCAGUUAGCAGAGCAGGGCGAGGAGAGUCGAGAAUGUCUCACUGAGAUGGAGAGGACCCUGGCCCUCUUGGCGUUUGACAAUCCAGAGGAGUCUCCCUUUGGAGAUCUGCUCAAUAUGAUGCAGAGGCAAAAGGUUUGGAGUGAAGUUAAUCAGUGUGUGCUUGACUAUGAAAACAGAGAGUCAACACCCAAACUGGCCAAGCUUCUGAAGCUUCUGCUGUGGGCUCAAAAUGAACUUGACCAAAAGAAAGUGAAGUAUCCCAAAAUGACCGAUCUCAGCAAGGGAACCAUUGAAGACCCAAAAUAAGGACUCGAAGUGGAAAAAGUGCAAACACAUCACAAAAUGGACACAUUUCCUUUUAUGUAUUUAUAACCCAACAAGCUGGCUCAUUUAGAGUACAACUUUUUUUUUUUUUUUUUUGGAAGGGUUUCUUUUUGAUACUUUAAUAACUCAAAAUGUGCAGAAAACUGGAUUCAUGGUGUUUGAACAUGACUUCUCACACUAAAAUAGCACACAGAUCAUUAUUUCACUUGCUAUUAUAAUUUACAUAUAUAUUUAUGUAAAGUCGGUAUGUUUCACUUACAUUAGUUUUUUCUGUCUGUUGGCAGGGAAAGUUGUUAGCAUAAGUGGAUCUGAAUAAAAUAAAGCCUAAAUUAGGCUGGUGUUUUCUGCGUGUGACCACUUUGAGGAGGCAGGGUUUUAUCAGGGAAAAUUGUUGGCUCAGUGUGCACUGCUUCAAAUUAACAUACAUAUUCUUUACAGAAAAUGUACACAUCUUAGCUGGUGGGCUUUCAGCUGGUUCUCUUAUGUGAUGGUGGUAUUCAAAAUAGGUGACUUGGGUGACUUUAAGCCGCAGUUUGUUUAAAAUUUAGAUUCAGCUUUAAAUUCCUGAUACAUUAUUGCUUUGAACAUUCCCCAAGAUGCUGAGAAAAGUGAGAAUAUAUUUAAAAUCUGACUGUUGUGGCUGUAUUUGAUGGGAGAAGAUGAGAUUACCGGAGUUCUGGAUAUUUUACAACAUACUGUGACUCUGUAAGCUUGAAGGCAAAUGAUUAAAGAUGUGAAUGGUUAAUUAUGCUUAGACAUUGAGACUCUAUUACAGAUGGGUUACUUACAAUUGUAGCUAUUUUGCAGCAUGUCUUUUCUUUUUUUUUUUUUUUUUGCUGGAAUAUUUUGCAGUAAAAUUUCAUUUUAAACUGAGCAUGUGGGUUAUUGAUUAUUGCAUUCAUUGUAUUGGAGUGUUUUUC